Molecule: messenger RNA, 1660 nt
Organism: Medioppia subpectinata
Lineage: Eukaryota; Metazoa; Arthropoda; Arachnida; Sarcoptiformes; Oppiidae
Source: the annotation of a GenBank genome assembly
AACAGUGGUACGAGUCGUGCGAUUGAAGACGUAUUGCGAAACUGAAUGUGAAUUUGAUUUGAUUUUACGCUUUGUUUUGAAUUGCAUUUCAUUUGCGAAUGCAUUGAGUGUUGAGAGGAAGUGAUCACUACUUCAUUCACAACACAUUGUCUUCGCAGCCCUUUUGAGACCACAAAUGACUUUAGGUUUGCAUAAAAGUCACGUCUUUUACGCCAAUAAUAAGAGAGAGUCACUGAAGAGACCGUUUGAUGGCAUGAAUGGCAUGACCGGCGCUGAAGACACCAUCGGCUCAGACAAUCACUUCCACAACAACAACAGUUAUGAGUCGUUUAUACCACCGAAACGACCGCGAAAUACAUUGACCGCCGAAGACAACGCUUCCGCUAUAAUAAACACACAACGAAAUCAAUCAGUUAUUGCGAAAGGAGUGACAAUAAUGAAAGACUUUUGGGGAAACCUUUUCCCUAACAAAUCAGAGCCACGAGUGAUGCCAUCGGAGGCCACCCCUCACUCCUCCCAUCAGUCAAACCAAUUGUUGUCCGAAAGCAAUACAAUCGCAACCGAUGUCUACAAUCGGCGCGAGAUUAACGCGAGUGACCCGUUCUCGACAAGACAAGCGUUUGGCGACACUCGUGGCCACUCCUCGACGGUUACCUCUUUUCGAGACAACAGAUCCCAUAAGAAAAGCGGUCGUCUUUUUAAUUCAUUUCGUAUAUCAGAGAAGAAUCAAUACAAACGUCUUUUGGACACUCAUUUGGGACCCAAAUUCAAAUUUCUAAAGCCCAAGAAAGCGGUCAACAGACCCCAUAUUGUGGUCGAUUUGACACAAACAAUGUCAUCGAAAUCUGAUUACAGGAGCUUUGAAACUCCACAAACGACUCCAUUCUCUGUGGAGGUAUUGGACACGAAAGCGAAGACAUGUUUAAUCGAUAGAAUCAAAAGCCAUGGAAUCGCUGCCAAUCCUACCAUUCGUUUGAACACAACUAAUGAAACGCCUUUCGGUGUGAAAGGCUAUCAGUUUUCAUAUCCAUCGUAUUCGACCCCAAAGUCGACUCUCUUUACCAAAAGUGAAUCCCAAAAGAGUUAUUCAUUUCAAUCAUCACAAACGCCACAUCCGUUGCCCGAAACGAGUGUACACUUCAAUGCGUUAACGAAACAGAAUAAGAAUCUAUUGGAUAGUAAAUGGAUUGAAGACAUGAAGAACAGCUUAAAUGCCGACACAGAGAGACACGAAAGAGAUAUAACGAAAUCUGAACAAAAUAGGGAUCAAAUGAAAGCCAAACGAGAGAAAGACGAGAGACUGUUGAGUCCUCUGCUUCUGAAACCCAUCACACGAACAGAACUCAAUCCAUUCACACCUUAUAUCCAUAUUAAUACCACUUUUGACAGCGAAGAAGUGGAAGAAGAGGAUGAGGACGAAGAGAGCGCACCCAUCGAUAUGCCACAACUCACACCAGAAAUGGACAAUGAAAUUGAUAAUGCGUUAGACAGCGGCAAAAAUGUACUUCUCGUUAAACACGAGACAUACGGCGAGAUAUACGGCAAAGACAUACUCACUCUUAAAGGACUCAAUUGGCUUAACGACGAGAUUAUCAACUUUUACAUGAGUCUCAUCGUCGAGAGGGGCAAAAACGACAACUUCAGGACAGUUCACGCUUUC